Cicer arietinum (chickpea) is the source of this 2571-nucleotide messenger RNA. Its product is annotated as probable protein S-acyltransferase 22. Gene Ontology annotation, molecular function: protein-cysteine S-palmitoyltransferase activity. The record is from RefSeq and is a predicted model, not a curated record. Gene Ontology annotation, cellular component: endoplasmic reticulum; Golgi apparatus. Gene Ontology annotation, biological process: protein targeting to membrane; peptidyl-L-cysteine S-palmitoylation. NCBI's taxonomy places the organism in Eukaryota, Viridiplantae, Streptophyta, Magnoliopsida, Fabales, Fabaceae.
UUGAAAUGAAUAAACUGAAAAAAGGAAAAACCAGGCAUGCUGAUAACCCACAACAGAACAUGAUGAUCAAAAUACCAUAGAUCUCUCUCUAUUCCUUGCUAAAGUAAAAGGCUUUGCAACCAACAACAGAAACAACACACACAAUCAAAAUCCAGAAGAAUAAAAAAGUUCAUUUCUUUACAUCUUCCAUUACCUUUGCAAUGUUUGUCUUUGAGUGAACCAGACAAAAUCUUUCCUCACUCACUCUUCUCAUUACCAUCUCUCUCUCUCUCUCUCUGUUACAUCUCUUUCAGCCAGCAUGUCACUGCAAGUCAAGUUAUUUUCUUGGUCCAACAAGAGUAAAUCAGUAAUUUUUCACCUUUUCCCUUGAAGGGUAUUUCUUCAAAGUAACUAAAUAAACUUCCUUUGUUGUUUUCUAUUGGUUACAACUAUCUGCAUUUGUGUCUCUUUUUGUAUUGUUUUUUUGUGUGCUUCUUUUUCUACCCUUUGGUGUUUGCAUUUUCAUUCUGAAAGAUGAGGAAACAUGGAUGGCAGUUACCUUACCAUCCUCUUCAGGUGGUUGCUAUUGCUGUUUUCUUGGCUCUUGGAUUUGCAUUUUAUGUGUUCUUUGCUCCUUUUGUUGGGAAGAAGAUUUAUCAGUAUAUUGUUACAGGACUCUACACACCUCUGAUUACUUGUGUGUUUGGACUAUACAUUUGGUGUGCUGCGGCCGAUCCAGCAGAUCCAGGUGUUUUUAAGUCCAAAAAGUAUCUUAAAAUUCCAGACAGCAAAAAGCGUGGUGGACUCAAAGAUUCUAAACUAGGAGGAGAAUCAAAUUCCUCGGUGAAUGAUGGAAAUGCUUCAACAGUUGGACCAAAAUCUGUGGAUAAGGAAGCAUUGGGAACCGAAGCAACUUUAAAAGAUGCAUCUAGUUCAAUAGAGAAUAAGAUUGCACCGUCGCCUUCUUCAUCCUGUUUUCUGUGGCUUUUCUCUCCUUGUGCUUAUGUAUGCGGCUGCUCUAGUUCACAUGAUAACUCUUCUGAUCAACAAGCAAGUGAAGAUGGCAUGUUCUACUGCAGUUUGUGUGAAGUUGAGGUCUUCAAGUACAGCAAGCAUUGUAGAGUUUGUGACAAGUGUGUUGAUAACUUUGAUCAUCAUUGCAGAUGGCUUAACAAUUGUAUUGGGAAAAGGAACUACCGAAAUUUUUUCACCCUUAUGGUUGCUGCUCUUCUCUUGCUUAUUCUUCAAUGGUUGACUGGGAUAGUUGUGCUUAUCUGCUGUUUUCUCAAGAGGAAGGAAUUUUCCGUCGAUGUAUCCUCCAAGUUGGGGAGCAGUUUCUCUCUGGUUCCCUUUGUUAUUGUGGUGGCAGUCUGCACCAUGUUGGCUAUGAUUGCUACCUUACCCCUUGUUCAGCUUUUCUUCUUUCAUAUUCUUCUCAUAAAAAAGGGAAUCAGCACAUAUGAUUACAUCAUAGCUUUGAGGGAGCAGGAUCAGCAAGGAAUUGGAGGUCAGCAGAGUCCCCAAAUGUCACCUGUUAGCUCAAUUACUGGACUAAGCAGUGCAAGCUCCUUUACUACUUUCCGCCGUGGUGCAUGGUGCACACCUCCCCGCAUGUUCGUUGAAGAUCAGUAUGACGUCGUGCCUCCAGAAACAGCUUCUGUAAGUUCGUUUGGAAAGAAGACUAUAAGAGAAGAACCGGUUAAGAAAAAGAAUCCCGGAGCAGUCAAAAUUAGUCCGUGGACAUUGGCACGAUUAAAUGCAGAAGAGGUUUCCAGGGCAGCCGCAGAAGCAAGAAAAAAAUCGAAAAUUCUGCAGCCUGUGGUGAGACAUAACAAUGAGCCAUUCAUGCUAGAAGCAGAUCAUAACUCCGGAAGCAGCGGACGACGAAUGGCCCCGAGGAGGCCAGGUAAACGUGUUCGCUUACCAGCUGACUUGCCGAUGGAGGCCUUAACAAAAUAUUCAUCCGGUAAUAUGAACAAAGGCUUCGAUAGAAUGUCAAAUCUAGCGCCUCUACAGCUUGAAGCGCGAACAAGUCAAGCAGUAUCAAGCUCAGGUGGGAUUGUUGCAUCAUCUCCAGAAAGCAGUUUAGACUCUCCCGAUAUCCACCCGUUUUGCAUGCCUCCUGUUGAAGGCGAAUCAGCAAGACGGGUUGCCGCAGGUCUUUCCAUCGCUGGUUCGGCGAGUCUGAAGGGAUUUCCGUUGUCGAGGUCUACUAGCGAUGGUUAUGAUGCCUCCGGUGGAGAAGAUAGUGACAGGGUUCCUACAAGGUUUGUUCAUAGAAACACAACUAAUUGGAGUAAUCUUCUUUUCAAUGCUGAUCAUGAUGAGAGAGGUUUUGAGCCAAAAUCUUCAUCUAAUAUGGCUCAUAAUAGAAAAUUGUGACCAAAUUGAGGUGUUAAUUUCACAACUAUGUUUCAGAUUCUAUUAUUGGGAAUUGUUCAUUCUUUGAUUUGAGUCCAAAGGAAUUGCUUGGCUCAGUUGAGACCAAUGUACAAAGUUUUAGGUCACAGUAACUGAUGAAAUGAGCUUGAGCUUCUUAAUAUGUUAUUUUGUGCAAACCCUAUUUUCUUUGAUCAAAUUUUCAUCAUAGUA